AACCAGUCAUGUCUACUGGGAUCACAGGACACCGUCUCUUUCAUGGUGUGUUUGUUUCGUGUCUGGGAAGAAUGGGUUGGCCUUGACCAGGUGGAGGACUACCUGAGUUUUCUGGAAUAUCUGUUGUGGGUCUUCACCCCCCUCAUUGUUGUCUUUAUUGUGCCAGUCCUCAUUGUUAUUUUCCUUUACCUCUCCAUACUCUUCCUUCAUGUCUAUAAGAGAAAGAAUCAGCUGAAAGAGGCUUACUGCAAUAACCUGUGGGAUGGAGCAAGAAAAACACUGGCAACUCUGUGGGACGGACAUGGAGCCAUAUGGCAUGGCUAUGAGGUUCACGGCAUGGACAAGAUCCCUGACAAAGGACCGGCUCUUAUCGUCUAUUACCACGGAGCCAUUCCCAUUGAUUAUUACUACUUCCUGGCUAACGUGAUCAUCCAGAAGGGCCGUACCUGCCACUCUGUAGCUGACCACUUCAUCUUUAAGAUCCCUGGCUUCAAGCUUUUGCUGGAGGUGUUCAGUGUGAUCCACGGUCCUCAGGAGGAGUGUGUACGGGCUCUGAGGAAUGGCCACCUCCUGGGGAUUUCUCCUGGAGGAGUUCGGGAAGCUCUGUUCAGUGAUGAGACCUACCCUCUUCUGUGGGGCAAACGUAAAGGUUUUGCUCAGGUUGCGAUUGAUUCUCAAGUGCCAGUAAUUCCAAUGUUUACUCAGAAUGUGCGGGAAGGCUUCAGAUCUCUGGGAACCCUAAGACUGUUUCGUUGGCUGUAUGAAAGGUUUCGUUUCCCUAUAGCUCCUGUUUAUGGAGGAUUUCCUGUAAAAUUUCGAACCUUCCUGGGAGAUCCCAUUCCAUAUGACCCAAACAUGACUGCUGCAGAACUGGCGGAAAGAGUGCAACAGGCUGUCCAGUCUUUGAUAGAUCGGCACCAGCAGAUCCCUGGGAGCAUCUUGAGGGCCCUGUUCGAGCGAAUAUACACCAAGCAUAAAAACAAUUAACAACAGUGAUAAAUGAGACAGAUCCUCAGUUUGUGACCAACAUCAGUUUCC
Molecule: messenger RNA, 1038 nt
Organism: Nematolebias whitei (Rio pearlfish)
Lineage: Eukaryota; Metazoa; Chordata; Actinopteri; Cyprinodontiformes; Rivulidae
Gene: tmem68
Product: transmembrane protein 68
Exons: 8
Coding region: 43-987 (314 amino acids)
Cellular component (GO): membrane
Molecular function (GO): acyltransferase activity
Source: RefSeq, a predicted model, not a curated record